UAGAUUUGUAAAUAAGAAUACUGCACCACUUAAAUAAAUUUAAACAUUCUUAAAAUGACCGAAUUGGAUAAAUCACAAAACAAAAAAUACAUUGUUAACGAUUUGUUUUUAGCUUGUAUGUGCAAACGAAAUCUUGAUGUACGAGGUACAAAAAUACUUCUUCUUGUUGGAAAAGAGAUGUUCUCAAGAGUAAGGAGAAGAAUAGAUGAUAAAGAUAUUCCUAUAAUUUGCAAGUUCCUCCAAAGAAACAAUGAUGUGAUUGCAGUGAACCUAGCUUACAAUAACAUCACUGAUAGAGGGAUGGAAACCAUAAUAAACUUCCUAGAGGAAAAUGACUCUGUAUUAGACUUGAAUCUUAUGAACAACAAUAUCACAGAAAAUGGUAUUAUUCAACUGUCCCAGGCUAGAAAUCUGAAACUUAAAUCUUUGAGAGUAAAUGGGAAUAAAAUUGGACCAAAGGGGUUGAAAAGUCUGGUGAUGAUGUUGUCGUCCAACAGCACUCUGACUCACCUAGAUGUUGGAGAGACAGAUAUGGAUAUCUCAGCUCUGGCGUACUUCACUACUGUACUUCGCACCAACAAUACAGUCCAGGCUGUCAACUUUAACAGGAUACUUGGUCCUUUGGGUCACACACUGCAGACUGACCAUGUGGCUGAUCUUCUCCAACAAAUGCUUGUGAUCAACAACACUUUGAGAGAACUUCACCUACAGAAAAUAGGUUUUGUUGAUCACGACAUUGAGCUUUUAGUUGAAGGGUUAAAACACAAUUCCUCCAUUUUACUACUCGAUCUUUCGUGUAACAAUUUUGGAGACCAUGGAGUCGAACGACUCGCUGAAUACAUCGGAAGAAGUCCUUUGCAGACAUUGAUGGUCAGCAGCAAUAAUAUCAGAGAUUCGGGAGCAAGAAGUUUGAGUAUGAAGUUCCCCUACUCAAGAAUAACAUUUAUGGAUAUUUCAAAAAAUCAUAUAACAGAAGAAGGAGUUCUUGACAUACUGAAUUGUUUGAAGAAGGAACAUCCCAUCCAAGGAUUGUUCAUUAGAGGGAAUCAAAUUGGGGAAAAAGCUUGCAAGGUGCUUUAUAGAAUGUUACUGUCUGGGGUGUUGUCCAAUGACACGCUGGAUGUUAACUUGCACUGUGAGAGGGGCUCGUAUCACUACAGCUCCAGUCAUGCUGCCGAUCACGUCAAGCCCCACUACUACUGCCUGUGCUCCUCUACGUACCAAAGAAUGUGUUCUAACUGUGACGUCACUGUUGUACGAGGAAAGAAACCUGUAGACAAGCUUUGAAAUCUCACAGUUAAGAACAUUUUCUAAAGGAUUAGAAAAUAAUCUGUAAGGAUUUCAGGAACCUCUUCAGCAAUAUGAUAUAGCUGAAACUAUUAGUACACUUAUGUAAACUAUUUUGAAACCAUGCACUACCCCAUUUUCGUUCCUAUUUUGAUUCUAUGGUGUAUUUUGUGUUCUUGUGUUAAAUUGUAAUGUUUUUGUUUAAUGCUGUAUGUUACAAUGAUUUGUUAACAAAUUUGAAAAUAUCACAAUUUUAUAAAUUUACAUAUUUAUAAUAAUAGACCAAAUACAGUUGUUGUUAUUAUAAUUU
Messenger RNA from Macrosteles quadrilineatus (aster leafhopper), 1597 nucleotides. RefSeq names its product leucine-rich repeat-containing protein 34-like. Lineage: Eukaryota; Metazoa; Arthropoda; Insecta; Hemiptera; Cicadellidae. The coding region runs from base 55 to 1287 and encodes 410 amino acids. The record is from RefSeq and is a predicted model, not a curated record. Gene Ontology annotation, molecular function: protein binding. The transcript has 7 exons.